Molecule: messenger RNA, 1003 nt
Organism: Zychaea mexicana
Lineage: Eukaryota; Fungi; Mucoromycota; Mucoromycetes; Mucorales; Lichtheimiaceae
Exons: 1
Coding region: 89-787 (232 amino acids)
Source: RefSeq, a predicted model, not a curated record
UUGUUCCGUUUCCCUCUUUUGUACCCCUUCAAACCCCUCCUACUUUUCCUCGGUAUUCUAAUAAAAUUGACUACGUACAUAAAACACCAUGAACGAUUAUCAUGGCGCACGUAGUGCCGCUGGAUCUGUUGCUAGUGUCACUACAACGGCAGCGGUAGCAGAAGAUGAUGUUCAAACUUACGUUGCAAGUCCGGGGGAGUCAACAAACAAGCUUCAAUGGCUUGCCCUUCUGUUGCCAGCAGCAGCAGCGCUUUGUAUCUAUCUUUGUCUCCGUACAAGACGUGCCCGUAGAACUACAAAGCAGCAAACAAGUAAUAGCGAUAUCACUACAGCUACAGAUGAUGAAUGGUACAUCCCCUCGCAUGCUCGGCAGCACCACACCGAGUCGAAUCAUUACAGACAUCCAGACAGUAAUCAUCAUCAUUAUCAUCCACAGCAAGAGCCAAACCAUCAUCGCGUUCUUCCACUGAUACGAUUCUCGGAUCCAGUCGCUAUCCAGCACCCGAUUCCAGCACACCCCGGCCCACGGAGACGAUACUACAUUCAUCAACAGGAGCGCGUUAUUUAUGGGCGCCGUAAUCGUCAUCAUCAUCACUCAUAUCAAAGACGACGAAGAAGAAGACGCCCACGAGCACCUCCUCCUGCCUACCCGGGAAUGGCUUCCCCGCCCCCUCCACCGUAUGAAGAUGUUAUGCUGCAACGGACAAAUCAACCACAAUCAAGUGAAGACGACGACGAACCACUCGCUCAUAUUCACCCAGCAUUCCAUCAUAACUAUCAGCACUAAUUCCAUCUUCCUUUUGCUCCUCGUCAUCGCCAUUCCACUACCGCCACUAUUAAUAUUGCUACAGCCGCUACUGAUAAUAAUAGUAAUAAUAAUAUAUAAUACCAAUAAUAGUUAUUAUUCAAUCCUGGAUGCGCCUGCGGUGUAGAUCUUGUUUAUUACUAGUUCCAAUCAUCUUUUGGUUCGCGUGCUUUCGUUCUAUAUGUCCAUGCUUCUUUU